AUGAGGAUGAUGCCAGCUCCAGGGGCAGGGAGGUCAAGGGGCCGUGCUGCUGUCCUCAGGCUGCUCCUCGCUGCUGCCCUCGUUGUGGCUGUGCAGGGUUCCUGCGAUGCUCCGCCACGUAUCCCAUCCGCAGAACUGAAAGAGAGCUACCAGCACAUCAGGACAUUUUCCCGCUCUCAACGGGUGGAAUACACCUGCCGUCCAGGUUAUGUAAAAAAUAGGGUCCGGACCAGCCUUGUUUGUGAAGAGGAUGGUAGGUGGAAAGGAUCGACCGACUUUUGCUCACCCAAGCCAUGCAGCUACCCCGGAGACCUGGCCAAUGGCAGACUUGUGGAAGUGGAGCAGUUCACCUUUGGCUCAAUAGCCAACUACAGCUGCGACAUGGGGUACAGACUGAUUGGAAAUUCCCAAAUCCGUUGCGUGCUUAAAAAUGGGCAAGUUACGUGGGAUGGAGACGUUCCCUUCUGUGAACCAAUCCCAUGUUCACCCCCUCCAAAAAUAGAGAAUGGAGAGCACAAUGGAGGCGACGUUGCCAUCUUCAGCUACGGAUCCUCCGUCACCUAUCGGUGCCGCUCUGCCGGCAGGGGGGAGAGAGCUUUCUCGAUGGUGGGGGAUCCCUCUAUUUUCUGCACGACCAUGGAUAACCUGAACGGUGUCUGGAACAAGCCAGCCCCGGAGUGCAAAGUGGUGGGCUGCGAGCACCCCCGGGUCGAGAACGGGAAGCUGCUGAGCGGGUACAGGGCCGAGUACACGUACCGCGACACCGUCAUGUUCGACUGCGAGUUCCGCUACACCCUGCAGGGCAGCGAGACCUCCACGUGCAGCGAGGCCGGGCACUGGGAGCCGCCGCUGCCACUCUGCCAGCGCAGCAGCUGCGAUGACCCUCCCGAUGUGUUUAGGGCUGUUAAAGCGAGACUCGCGGGCAAUUUGUUUCCUGUUGAUACUGUGGUUACCUACGAGUGUGAGACAGGCUACGAGUUCAGCCCCGGAGAAAACACGCGACACAUUACGUGUCUGCCAGACCUGACCUGGACCAAGGUUCCCCAUCCUUGUGACAAAAUUAGGUGCCCGGAUCCAGUUGUCAGGAACGCAAUGCGUGUAAAUGAGUGGUACAAAAGAGGCAAGUACGCGUAUGGAGACAGCGUCGAGAUUGUGUGUAACGAAGGCUAUACUGUCAAGGAUUAUGGCAGCAAAGUUGCGCUUCGGUGCACAAACAAAGGCACGUGGGAACCGGCAGUAACAGAGUGCACAGCAGAACCUCGUUGCCCACGGCCCGUUAUUGAUCAUGGGCAAGAGGUGUAUAAGAGCAAAAAUGACUACAGCGCCGGGACCCGCCUGAGGGUGGUGUGUGAUGAAGGCUACGUCCUCAGAGGCGAUGAGCAGAUCGAGUGCAAGGCUGAUGAGAACUGGGCUCCCUCGGUGCCGUUUUGUGACAAAGUCUGUGACCCCCCUCCCCAAAUCACCAGCGGGCAGCACAGGAGCUCGAGAUCAGGGGUCUUCCCCUACGGCUCGGAGGUGACGUACAGCUGUGCCGCGGGUCUGUCCCUCAUCGGGGACGAGUCCAUCUACUGCACCUCCACCGACGGGGUGAACCUGGUGUGGAGCGGCCCUGCCCCGGAGUGCAGGGUGGUUCGCUGCCCCGGGCCUGCCGUUGAGCACGGAAGGAUGUCUCCGCUGAGACACACAUUCCCCUACGGGGUGACCUUGAAGUUCUCCUGUGAUGAAGGCUUCACGCUGCAGGGCGAUGCUGAGACCCGGUGCAUGGCUGACGGCACCUGGCAGCCGCCGCUGCCCUCCUGCGUCCCAGUUCAAUGCCCCUUGCCAGUGAAAGAAGGGGAUAUAGAGUUUCACUACUUUAAGACUAUGUUCAAGGUGAAUGACAUCCUGUACAGCUCCUGCGAGCAUGAUGGCUAUCGCUUAAAAAAUGUACCAAGCACCUGCUCAGCUGAUGGCACGUGGAUACCACCAGCCAAAUGUAAAACGCUUCACACAUGCCAGAAGAUUCUUCAAAUCAGGGAAACUUUCCUGUGCGGCGUUCCUCUGACAGAACUGAAAACUUUGCUGGAGGUGCAGAAGCUGUACCUGGAGAUCCAGAAGCUGGAGGAGGAUCUGAGAAUCAGAAGAAUUGUUAAACUGAUCAGUUUACCAGAGCUGCAGUGUCCGGUCCCAUUUAUUGCACAUGGACGGCUGAGACCCGUGCAGAACUUCACCUCCGGCAGCGCGGCCAUGGUCGAGUGCGACGCUGGCUACGUCCCCGCGGGCACCGGCACCGUGCGGUGCCUGUCCAGUGGCAGGUGGCAGCCGCGGGUGCCCGCCUGCGUCCCAGGUCGCUGCCCUUCGCCUCCUGCUCUCAGCUACGCCGACCGAAGCCCUCAGCGCGAGUUCCUGGUCGGUUCGACCGUCACCUACUUCUGCAGAAACGGGUACACUUUGAUCCCCGAAGUAUCUCCGACAAUUACUUGUCUCAAAAAUUUCACCUGGUCCGCAAUCCCAACGCUUUGCCAGAUGGUGCAGUGUCCGAACCCCGCCAUCAGCCACGGGCAGGAGAUCAACGUGAAGGAUGCCAAGUACACCUUCGGGCGCCAGGCAGCGUUUCAGUGUGACCCUGGCUACGUGCUGUGGGGCAGCCAGAGGGCUCACUGCGGGUCUGACGGGACGUGGAGCCCCCCCAUUCCGUUCUGCGAUAAGGUCUGUGACCCCCCUCCCCAAAUCACCAGCGGGCAGCACACGGCCUCGAGAUCAGACCUCUUCCGCUACGGCUACGAAGUGAAGUACAGCUGUGCCGCGGGUCUGUCCCUCAUCGGGGACGAGUCCAUCUACUGCACCUCCACCGACGGGGUGAACCUGGUGUGGAGCGGCCCUGCCCCGGAGUGCAGGGUGGUUCGCUGCCCCAGGCCUGCCGUUGAGCAUGGAAGGAUGUCUCCGCUGAGACACACAUUCCCCUACGGGGUGUCCAUGCGCUUCUCCUGCGACGAAGGCUUCGUGCUGCACGGCGAUGCUGAGACCCGGUGCGCGGCCCAUGGCACCUGGCAGCCGCCGCUGCCCUCCUGCGUCCCAGUUCAGUGUCCGGAACCGCAAGUCGUCAAUGGAAGGCUGAAAAACCCCAGUGACAGCAAAAUGUGGUACCCAGCAAACGCGACUGUUACUUUUGAGUGCCUUCAUGGGUACCAAUUCUCUGGUGAUGGACCCGCCACUUUCGAAGACACUUGGACAGCCACGUGCCUGGCUGAUGGCAACUGGACACCGCUGCCCAAGUGUAAGAAGCAAGGAGAUGCUGAUGUAUGUGAAGAGAUUGGGUAUAUUAAAAUGGCCUUUGAGUGCGGUGUGCCUAUGGAGGAAGUGAGAACUCUGCUGGAAGUACAAAAACUGUUUCUGGAGAUUCAAAAACUAAAGGUGGAAGUUGAGCUAUUGAAUAAGGAUGUCCUGCUUGGCUGCGUCUCCGCUGCUGCAUCUCCUCUCAGCUUUCAGAAACAGCCUCUGGGAGCCAACAGUGCUCGGCAGAGGAGCACAGGAAUCGCUGCGAUAAAGCCUGGAGAACCAGGUCAGGGGAAGCACACUGGCACCUCGAGCUGCUGGGCUCCCACCAUGCGGCAGGGAUCCGGCUGCCCCACACUGCUCCUGGCCUUGAUAGGACUCCUGGGCACACCUGCAGCUCGCGGUGACUGUGGGCCCCCACCCCGUAUGGCCCACUCCAAGCCGUCCGUGGCCGAGCAGCCCAGCAGCUUCCCGGUUGGAUCCAGGGUCACCUACACGUGCCUCGAAGGCGCCAUCAAAAUCCCCGGGCGGGCGGACACGGUGCAGUGCCUGCCCGGGCCCCACUGGUCCCAGCUGCCAGAGCCCUGUGGCCUGAGCUGCUCUACCCCGACAAGGUUACAGUUUGCUGCCCUGUCCAAGGUGGACGAGAGGAUAAAUUUCUUUCCUAUUGGGUCCACUGUGAGCUACGUCUGCCACCCCGGCUAUGAGAACAUCUCGGAAAGCUCCCCCACCAGCACUUGUCUUGAAAAUCUGACAUGGUCGGAGGUUGCUGCAUUGUGCCGCAGGAAGUCCUGCGGGCAGCCGCCGGCGCUGCCCAGGGGCAGGACCCUCGCCCUGACGGAUUUUCUGUUCGGUGCCAGAGCGAGAGUGGUCUGCGAUGAAGGGUACAAACUAAAUGGGAGGAAUUUCAUCCAAUGUUGGCUGAAAGGAGAUGACGUUGAGUGGAGUAAACUUCCAACCUGUGAAUUAAUUACCUGCUCUUCACCUCCUCCAAUUAGCAAUGGGAAGCACAAUGGUGAAGGUGUAGAAAAACUUGCUUACAACUCAACAGUGACUUACAGCUGUGACCCUGGCUUCCAACUCAUUGGAAAAGCGAGCAUCCACUGUACAAGUACAGACAGAACAAAUGGAGUCUGGAGUGGAGCAGCGCCUAAAUGUAAAGAGAAAAGCAAAUUUGUCAAACUUGGAGCAAAAGAAGUGGAAAGGAGCACUCCUCCCCAAAAUUUCCAGGGAAAUGGCAUCCAAACAGAUAAAAGGGUUUUCACAAAGGAAAUGAAAAUCACCCUUUAUAAAGAGUCACUCCAAAGCAGCAACUCCUUCUCCCAUUCUUCUUCCUUCUCCAGGCCACGAGGGGACUGCGGGCCAUUGCCCCAGCUGCCCGGGGCAGAGCCUCCAGAGGACUCCAAAGAUAACCAAAGCUUCCCCAUCGGCUCCAAAAUAACAUACCGGUGCAUUCAAGGCUUUGCUAAGCUCCCCUUGAAGUCAGACACAAUACAGUGCCUGGAGAACGCCCUCUGGUCCGUCCUCCCAGAGUUUUGCAAUCGUAGCUGUUACAGCCCACCUCGUGUGAGUUUCGCAAGAGUAUCACAGGAAGAUGAAUUCAAGAAUUUUUAUGCUGUUGGUAUCACGGUGAACUACGUUUGUAACCCCGGCUAUGAGAAUAGCACUGACGAGCUUCCUACCAGCACUUGUCAUGAAAAUUUAACGUGGUCAGAGGUUCCCAAGUUAUGUCAAACUUCGUCCUCUACUGUUGGCACUACAGCAGUGACAGACGCAACCAAACCGUUGGAAGAGAAGACACCAGAGUAUCGCUACAUCCUACCGAGGGUACCGCAGGAGACGCCCCCGCGGGGGGGGGGGCGGAGCCGCUCGGGGGGGCGGGCGCGGGCGCGGGCGCGGGGCGGGGGCUCCCGCAACCGGCCCCGCACGCCCGCUUCUUGUUCACCCACGGAAGAAGGGCGAAGGCUCCCUAGGCGCCGGGGCCGGGCUCAGCCAAGCCCUUCAUUUUCCUACGAAGCCGGAAAAUUCGCCCAAGCCCGGCCCGGCGUCCGCCCGCCCGCCCCGGAAAGGGCCGUGCCGGCGGGGUGCGCUGCGCAUCACUCCGACGGGCACCGGCACAGGGGCACCGGUACCGGGAUGGGAACGGGCACCGACACCGGCAUGGGGCUGCUGUGGCUCUGCGCCGUGCUGCUGGCGCUGCCCGGAGCCUGGGGUGACUGCCAGGGCGUUCUCCUGCCGAGGUUCUCCUUCGCCGAGCCCAGCAGCCCCACCAACAAGUCGUACCCCGUCGGGUCCUGGGUGCGCUACAAGUGUCGCCCUGGGUACGUGGGGGACAGCAGCAAGUCCCCCCUGGUCACCUGCCUCCCCAACUCCACCUGGGCAUCGGACCCCGACUUCUGCAUCGGAAAGUUGUGCCGUGAACCAGACAUAGAAAACGGCAAAUUUCACUACUCAACCGACCUCCGGUUCGGGGCAACAAUAAAUUUCACUUGUAACUUCGGGUACCGAUUAGUUGGGGAACCAUCUGCGCGAUGCAUACUUAGUAACAAUGAAGUUAUUUGGGAUAACGUUCCAUUCUGCGAGAUUAUUCCCUGUGAACCACCUCCUGUAACUGCAAAUGGGCAGUUCAGCGGUACGCAAACAGAAUACACCUUUGGCUUAGCUGUAACUUACACGUGCGAUGAAGGUUUUUCUCUCAUUGGAAGCUCCACGAUUUACUGUACAGUGGAUGCUGAGUCCAAUGGAAUAUGGAGUGGUCCAGCCCCUGAAUGCAAAGUGGUGACAUGUGAAAAUCCAGUAGUGGAAAAUGGGAAGAAGUUAACUGGAUUUGUUGAGCAGUACACAUAUGGAGAUACAGUGACCUUUGAAUGUCUUCCUGGUUAUUUUAUGAAUGGUUCUCAUACAGUUAAAUGUGAUGCAGACAAUGCCUGGAAUCCACCUCUGCCAAAGUGUGACCGACGCUACUGUGGUCAUCCUCCCAGCAUCCCUUUUGCUGAGUUAAUGGGGACUGUGAGUAGCAGCUCUCCUGCUGGAACCACGCUGACGUACAGAUGUAACCCGGGGUAUGCUGCAGGAGAUGGAACGUCUUUGGAAGUCACUUGUCUGGGGAAUACCAGUUGGUCUGUAAGCUCCAAGUCAUGUACACGACAGCAAUGUACUCCUCUCGAGAUAGAGAACGGGUUUGUAAAAGGGGAAGAUUUCCUGUUUGGGACAACUGUGGAGUUCUCCUGUCGUGAUGGGUAUGAAUUACAAGGGUCAUCUUCUGCCAAAUGUGUGGCAUCAGGAAAUGGAGUUAGCUGGGAUGUGUCUCUUCCAACCUGUAAAACUGCAGGACAGCUGACUGUUCUCUGUGGAGAGCCACCUGCAGUUGCCAAUGGGAGGCACAAUGGCACGAAGGGGGAGUUUGUCCACGGCUCCAUUGUAGUUUAUAAAUGCAAUCAUGGUUUCACCCUGGCUGGAGGGUCCUCUAUUCGCUGUACAGCAAGAGAUGAGUACUGUAGAGUCUGGAGCAAACUGUGCUACUGUGGUCAUCCUCCCAGCAUCCCUUUUGCUGAGUUAAUGGGGACUGUGAGUAGCAGCUCUCCUGCUGGAACCACGCUGACGUACAGAUGUAACCCGGGGUAUGCUGCAGGAGAUGGAACGUCUUUGGAAGUCACUUGUCUGGGGAAUACCAGUUGGUCUGUAAGCUCCAAGUCAUGUACACGACAGCAAUGUACUCCUCUCGAGAUAGAGAACGGGUUUGUAAAAGGGAAAGAUUUCCUGUUUGGGACAACUGUGGAGUUCUCCUGUCGUGAUGGGUAUGAAUUACAAGGGUCAUCUUCUGCCAAAUGUGUGGCAUCAGGAAAUGGAGUUAGCUGGGAUGUGUCUCUUCCAACCUGUAAAACUGCAGGACAGCUGACUGUUCUCUGUGGAGAGCCACCUGCAGUUGCCAAUGGGAGGCACAAUGGCACGAAGGGGGAGUUUGUCCACGGCUCCAUUGUAGUUUAUAAAUGCAAUCAUGGUUUCACCCUGGCUGGAGGGUCCUCUAUUCGCUGUACAGCAAGAGAUGAGUACCGUGGUGUCUGGAGCACACCUACUCCUGAGUGCCGAGGUGGAGCGACCACCAUCAUUGUCGGUGGGAAAGGGAAGCCUUCGAAAUGUCUAGCCUGGGGGAACUGGGGUGUCCAUAUCAGCCCGCGGCCCCCCGGGAGCUGCAGUCGGGACCGGAGCAUGGUGCUCGCCUUCGCCCUCCGCCUCCUGGGCAGCUCCGCUCUGCUCCUGGCUGCCCUGGCUGGGGCUCAAGUUAUCCGAUGCCCGCCCCCAUACAUCCAGAAUGGGAAGAGCGUGUCUGCUGCUCGCUAUGUCUACAGGGCUGGGGACAGCGCAAGCUUCACAUGCAACCCAGGCUACACCUUGCAGGGCUCCCACACCAGCACCUGCCAAGCUGACUCCAGAUGGAGCCCACCUGUGCCAGAGUGCAAAAAGGGCAAGUAGGUGACGUGUCCUCAGCCACCAAACAUCGCCAACGGGCUGCACAGCGGCCAGACCACGGACAAAUUUACUCAGGGAGACAUUGUGUACUACGGCUGCAAGGACGGCUUCACGCUGGUCGGGAACAUCUCCAUCAACUGCUCGGAGGCCGGGCUGUGGAGCCGGCCGCUGCCACGCUGUCAAGCAAUUGGCUGCGAGAGACCCGAGGUGCGGAACGGAAAGGUGCACAAGCACCCGAACACCUACGAAGCCGGGGAGAUUCUGCGCUUCAACUGUGAUGCUGGCCAUGCCACAGAUGGUGCUCAGGAGGCUCGGUGUCAGCCAGGGGGCACCUGGGACCCACCAGUGCUGGCCUGCGAGAGAGUCCGACCGUGCCCCAUGCCCCCGAAAAUCAGCAAUGGCAAUCACGAUGGGCAGGGCAAAGCAGAAUUUACCAUGGGGAUGUAUGUGACCUACACCUGCGAUCCCGGCUACUACCUCGCUGAGGACAUCUCGCAUGUAUUUUGCAAAGCCUCGGGGAACUGGAGCCAGCCCAGCCCGCGCUGCGAAGAGGUGAUGUGUACUCGUCCACCGAACAUCGCCAACGGGCUGCACAGCGGCCAGACCAUGGACAGGUUUCCCCAGGGCACGACCGUGUACUACGGCUGCAAGGACGGCUUCGCGCUGGUCGGGAACAUCUCCAUCAACUGCUCGGAGGCCGGGCUGUGGAGCCGGCCGCUGCCACGCUGUCAAGCAAUCGGCUGCGAGAGACCCGAGGUGCGGAACGGGAAGGUGCACGGGCACGAGAGCACCUACGAAGCUGGGGAGAUUCUGCGCUUCUACUGCGAUGCUGGCCAUGUCACAGAGGGCGCCCAGCGGGCUCGGUGCCAGCCGGGGGGCACCUGGGACCCACCAGUGCUGGCCUGCGAGAGAGUCCGACCAUGCCCCAUGCCCCCAAAGAUCAGCAACGGACAACACGACGGGCAGGGCAAAACUUUUUUUACCACGGGGAUGUCUGUGAUGUACAGCUGCGAUCCUGGCUACUACCUCAUUGGAAAUGCUCAGGUGGUCUGCAAAGCCUCGGGGAACUGGAGCCAGCCCAGCCCGCGCUGCGAAGUGACGAUCUGCACAAAGCCAGAUAUACUGAACGGAUGGAUAGUUGAUGGUGAAGGACUUAUCUACGGACCUGGGCAGAUGGUGACGUUUCAGUGCCAUGACGGUUACAGCCUGCAAGGUACUGCUAAAAUCCUCUGCCAGGAGGACGGCAGCUGGGACCCUCCCGCGCCCCUCUGCAACCUGCACCAUCACCAGCUGCUGCCGAUCAGGCCUGAGCGUUCAGGUGGUUGUGGUGCUCCUACAAGGUUACCCUUUGCUGAGCUAAACGAGGAGCAUAGGAAUGAGAUUGAUUUUUCUGUUGGGAAGACUGUGAAAUACACUUGUCGGCCUGGAUUUGCUAAACACCCAGGAUUGUCACCUACUAUUACAUGCCUUCAGAGCGGAGUGUGGUCAGAAGCACUAGAGUUCUGUAAAAGGAAGCAGUGCAACCAUCCCGGGGAACCCGAGAAUGGCAGGAUUACCUUCCUGGCGGAUCUCUUCUUUGGGUCGACCGUGGUCUACAGCUGUGAAGAAGGGCACAGGUUAAUCGGACAGUCCAGCAGGCGCUGUGAGAUCUCUGGUGGACGUGUCGCGUGGACCGGCGAUAUCCCCACCUGCCAGCGUAUCCCCUGCAUGCCCCCGCCCAACAUUCCCCACGGGAAGCACACGGGGCGGCUGCUGGACGAAUUCCACUACGGCACGUCGGUCACCUACAGCUGCGAGCCUGGCUACCCGCUGCAGGGAGAGGCCUCCAUCUUCUGUACCACCAGGGACGGGAUGAACGGGGAGUGGAGCGGGCCUCCCCCGCUGUGUGGAGAGGCGAGAUGUCCCGUCCCGCAGAUCCAGAAUGGGCGAAUAGUGUCGGCUCCCAGCAUCACCUACACGUACAAGGACACCAUCACCUUCGAGUGUGAGCCAGGCUACACCAUGCGCGGGCACAGCGUGGUGCAGUGCCAGCUGAAUAGCACCUGGGAGCCACCCGUGCCAGCCUGCGAGCAGGCUGGCUGCAGUGCUCCCCCCAGGCUGGUGUUUGCUGAGCUGAAGGAGGCAUUCAGGAACCAGAGCGCCUUCCCCGUGGGCAGGGCGGUGGAGUACGUAUGCCGGCCCGGCUACAGCAUGCACCCAGGGAUGUCGGCGACCGUCGUGUGCCUUGGGAAUCAGACCUGGUCUGCGGCGCUGGAGUUCUGUAAAAGGAUGCAGUGUGAGAACCCCGAGGAUCCGGAGAAUGGCAGAGCCGUUGUCUUGACCGACCUCCUCCUUGGGUCCAAAGUGAAUUACACGUGUGAAAAAGGGCACAUGCUGGUGGGGCGGUCUCAGAGGACGUGUGAGAUCUCUGGCACCCGUGUCUCCUGGAGCGGAGCUGCUCCCGUCUGCCGGCGUAUCGUCUGCGACCCGCCCCCGGACAUCCCCCGUGGGACACACAGCGGGCACUCGAUGGACGCCUUCCCCUACGCGGCCGUGGUCACCUACACGUGCGAGCCGGGCCACGUGCUGGCCGGAGCCGCCUCCAUCUUCUGCACCACAGUGGACGGGGAGCGCGGCGAGUGGAGCGGGCCGCCGCCACGCUGUGGAGAGGUGAGGUGUCCUCCCCCUCCAGGCAUCGCCAACGGGCAGCACAGCGGCCAGCCCUCGGACACCUUCCUGGCAGGCUCGGCGGUUCAGUACACCUGUAAGGAUGGCUACUCCCUCGUCGGGAACGCGUCCCUUAACUGCACCGUCACGGGAACCUGGAGCCGGCCCCGGCCGCGCUGCGAAGUGCUGCUGUGUCCUUCCCCUCCGACUAUCAAAAAUGGCCGGCACAGUAGCAAGGAUGUGACAGUGUUCAUCCCCGGGACAUCGGUGAAGUAUGAGUGUGACCCAGGCUACGUCCUCACGGGGAAAACCACCGUUUCUUGUUUGCCAUCUGGAACCUGGAGCAUCCCUUACCCCCGGUGUGAAGUUGUCAGCUGCAUGAGCCCCAGUGUCCGGGAUGGAGAAGUGGUUGAAGGGCAGCGAGCUGAGUACCUCCCCGGGGCCACCGUCACCUUCCGCUGCCGCCCGGGCUACACGAUGCAGGGCAGCCAGGAGGCCAAGUGCCAUCCCGACGGCCGCUGGGUCCCCGCCAUCCCCAGCUGCGAGCCAGCGCUGCCUUGUCCGCCGCCGCCCGUCAUCGCCCACGCCACGCACAGCGCGGAGCUUGGGGCCAACUUCACCAGCGGCAUGGCCGUGAACUACAGCUGCCAGCCCGGCUUCUCCCUGCUCGGGGUCUCCUCCAUCUGGUGCACGGCCGCGGGGAGCUGGAGCCGCCCGUACCCACGCUGCGCAGCUGGAUGUGGGACACCACCACCGUUACUGUUUGCUGAGCUAAACAAGGAGUAUAAGAACUGGACUGAGUUUCCUGUUGGGUCAACAGUGAAGUACAGCUGCCGGCCAGGAUACGCUAAACAUCCGCAGAUAACCCCCGCUAUUACAUGCCUUGAGAAUCAGACAUGGUCAGAAGUCAAGAAGUUUUGCAAACGGAGAAGGUGUAGUCAUCCAGGAGAACCAGAAAAUGGCAGAGUUAUCGUUACAACAGACCUCUUCUUCGGGUCAACAGUGAAUUACACGUGUGAUGAAGGGCACCGGCUGGUUGGAGCCUCCCAGCGGCACUGCGUGAUUUUGGACUCUGGGACACGCGUGGGAUGGACCGGAGACCUUCCCGUCUGCCAGAGUAUCGUCUGUGACCCACCCCCGGACAUCCCCCGCGGGACACACAGUGGGCACUCGAUGGACGCCUUCCCCUAUGCGGCCGUGGUCACCUACACGUGCGAGCCGGGCCACGCGCUGGCCGGAGCCGCCUCCAUCUUCUGCACCACGGUGGACGGGGAGCGUGGCGAGUGGAGCGGGCCGCCGCCGCGGUGCGGAGGGCAGCUGUGUCCCCCCCCACCAGUGAUUAACCAUGGCCAGCACGAUGGCAAGGACAUGGAAGUGUUCAUCCCUGGGAAGUCCGUCAAUUACAGCUGUGACCCCGGCUAUUCUCUUGUUGGAAAAUCCACCCUGUACUGUACAGACAACGCAAGCUGGAGCACCCCGCACCCCCAGUGUGAAGUAGUGCAAUGUCCUGCACCUCCAAACAUUGAAGGAGGCAGUCACAACAGCCAGGAGGUGGAAGUUUUCAUUCCUGGGAUGGUUGUAAACUACAGCUGUGACCCUGGCUUCAGCCUCCUGGGGGAGGCAUCGAUUUACUGCACUGAGUCUGGAAACUGGAGCCUGCCUCCUCCUCAGUGUGCAGGUGGCUGUGGUGCACCUCCAAGCCUCAGCUUUGCUGAGCUAACUGAGGAGUACAGAAACCAGACCGCGUUUCCCGUCGGGAAGAUGGUGCGAUACGCCUGUCGGCCGGGAUACUCAAGGCACCCCACAGUACCCCCAGCUCUGACGUGCCUCAGAAACCACACGUGGUCUGAAGCGCGGGCGUUCUGCAAAAGGAAACAAUGCCAUUAUCCAGAAGCACCAAAGAAUGGCAGAGUUGUUGUUCUGACAGAUCUCCUCUUUGGGUCCAUUGUGAACCACACGUGUGAGGAAGGGCACCGACUGGUCGGGCUGUCUCUGAGGCGAUGCGAGCUUUUUGGAGCAGAUGUUGCAUGGAGUGGAGAUCUUCCCAUUUGUCAGAAGGUGGUAUGUCCAGCCCCACAGAUCCAGAACGGGAGGAUAUCUGUUAUUAAACAUCGCUACAGGUACAAGGACACCGUUAGCUUUACCUGCCGUGAAGGUUUCACCCUGCGAGGCCACCACACUGCCCAGUGCACAGCCAACAGGAGGUGGCACCCCCCCGUGCCCAUCUGUGAGCAGGCGGUAAUGUGUCUGCCUCCUCCGGGCAUUGCUAACGGGGAGCACAGCAGCCAUUCCUCAGACACGUUUGGUGUAGGAGCACUCGUGCACUACCGCUGCAAACCUGGUUUUGUGCUUAUUGGCAAUGAGUCUGUCCACUGCAUGCCCAACGGAGUCUGGAGCCGUCCCCUUCCUCGGUGCGAAGCUGGCUGUGUGAGACCAGGAGUCGGGAACGGAGAGGCGAUCGGAUUGGAGUCUCUCUACUUGCCUGGAGACAUCAUUACGAUUGAGUGUAAUGCUGUUAAUGUCCCCAGAGGUCUCCACAAGUCCCAGUGCCAGCCCGGGGGCACGUGGGAUCCUCCACUGCCUGCCUGUACCAGAGCAAAGCGCUGUUCCAAGCCUCCUGCUAUCCCCCACGGGUGGCACAGUGGCCUGGCAAAAGCGGUUUUCGCUCCUGGAACAUCUGUAAGCUACAGCUGUGAGCCCGGCUUCUCCCUCAUUGGGAUGGCAUCCAUUUAUUGUACAGAGUCUGGAGCCUGGAGCCAUCCUUCUCCAGUCUGUCAAGCCGUGAAGUGUUCUCUUCCUCCAAAUAUCACCAAUGGGAAGCUCAAAGGCAACAUUUCUGACACUUUUUCCUACGGAACAUCUGUAUCCUACAGCUGUAAUGCUGGUUAUUCACUCACUGGGAAUGCUUUCAUCAACUGCACGGCACUAGGGACCUGGAGCCAGCCGCCUCCUCGGUGCGAAGAGAUCAGAUGUGUAUUCCCAGAAGUUCAAGGUGUUAAAAAAGCCACAAGUGGAAACACUUAUCGAUUUGGGACUAACAUUACUCUUGAAUGUGAUGAUGGUUACAUGUUGGAAGGCAUCAGUCAGAUUCAGUGCCAAGAGGACUUCAGCUGGGACCCUCCUGUGCCAGCCUGUAAACUAACUUCACGCAAGUCUGGUUCAGUAGGCCUAGGAGUCGCAGCUGCGGCAGUCCUGCUUCUCCUGGGUGCAGGCAUUAUCUGGAAAAUUAUUUCUAAGCAGAAGGAAGGCUUUUAUCAUACAUACGAAAACUACAACUACAAAACGGCUCUGGACCAGAUAACUGAAAAGAAAUGCUCAUGUCUUGCAUAGCAGACUGGUGACCUGUGCUGCCUCUAAUAAGGCACCGGAGACGUUCUUCCUCAAGCAGCAGCAGGUUGCACAGAAACACUGCUUGUGUCAAGACCGAAAUUCUGCGUGGAAAAAGGCACUUUACCACAGAAUCAAAGCUCACGCUCCUUCUGCUCCCACUAACCACUCCAAGGGCCUAACAAAGCUCAAGCUGUGCACAGUACAGAAGCUCAUCAGAGGGACUUCUCUCCCUCACUGCAUCUCAGGAAGAUUAUUUCCUUCUCUAUUUGCAAACCCUGAGCUAAGCAAGAUCCACAGAAGCACUCCUGUACGUGUGCAGUCAGGAUUUGUUGGCCCGAAGAUUUCCUUUGUUAGCGGUAGCUGUGCCCAUGCCUGCAGCGUGGUUACUCAGCCUCAGCAGAGGCUGCUCUCUAUUUUACUCCAGGAACGCUCACGCGUGGUGUUCCUCUACAAACGCUUAACCUAAUAAAACGUGAACACA
Messenger RNA from Cygnus atratus (black swan), 14182 nucleotides. RefSeq names its product complement C3b/C4b receptor 1 (Knops blood group) (gene CR1). The transcript is spliced from 89 exons. NCBI's taxonomy places the organism in Eukaryota, Metazoa, Chordata, Aves, Anseriformes, Anatidae. The record is from RefSeq and is a predicted model, not a curated record.